Messenger RNA from Hyphopichia burtonii NRRL Y-1933, 484 nucleotides. RefSeq lists its product as uncharacterized. The transcript has a single exon. Bases 127 to 474 code for a protein of 115 amino acids. Lineage: Eukaryota; Fungi; Ascomycota; Pichiomycetes; Serinales; Debaryomycetaceae. Gene Ontology annotation, biological process: mitochondrial respiratory chain complex III assembly. The record is from RefSeq and is a predicted model, not a curated record.
GAGUAGUGUGCACCACAAAAUGGGGUGAAAAAAAAAAAAAAAAGUCCCACACACUCAUCAGUUUUUUCUCUUCAUCUAAACAUUUACAUCUAUACAUUAAUAUACUUAUUAUAUUUCCCAAUCAAUAUGAGCAAGUCGAUACAAGCGUAUAGAGCAGCGUUUAGGGCCACCGGGCUUGCGUUCAAAGGAGACCCCGAGGUGCUUUUGGCCGCAAGAAGUAAAAUCAAACAAGGCUACGAAGAAAGUAAAAACUUACCCAGCGAAGAAAUUAAUGAUAAAGUUGAUAAAUUGAACGAAGUUAGUCAGUUUCUUAUCAAGAAUAUUGUGCAAGGGAGAUUAGAUAAUGAUGGUAAAUAUUUUUUGAAUUUCCAUGAUAGAACCGAAUUAGGUGAUAACGAAACCAUUAAACAGAAUAAUCGUGCUAAUUUAGGAUCAUUGGCCGGUUCAAAAGUUAAAAAAUGUACUGAUAAAUAAUGGGUAAUGU